Messenger RNA from Solanum verrucosum, 4200 nucleotides. RefSeq names its product tubulin-folding cofactor D. The transcript has 17 exons. The record is from RefSeq and is a predicted model, not a curated record. Gene Ontology annotation, molecular function: beta-tubulin binding; GTPase activator activity. Gene Ontology annotation, biological process: microtubule cytoskeleton organization; post-chaperonin tubulin folding pathway; tubulin complex assembly. Bases 135 to 3920 code for a protein of 1261 amino acids. Lineage: Eukaryota; Viridiplantae; Streptophyta; Magnoliopsida; Solanales; Solanaceae.
GAAUCUCAGUCCGGCAAUAGCAGCGGCAAAAUCAAAUCAAAUCAAAUACUAGUAAAUUUUUUUGAGGCAAAUCGUCACAGUGUAUCUUCUCGGUGUCUCUGUUAACGGCUGACGGAGUAGAAGAAAGCUUGAAGAUGGAGGAACAAUUGAAAAUGGGAGUUACCGAAGUUGAAGAAGACGAUGAACACGAUUCUAAAGAGAGUGUUCUGCAGAGAUAUUUUCUACAGGAAUGGAAGCUUGUUAAGUCACUCCUCGACGAUAUCAUUUCCAAUGGCCGUGUCUCUGAUAUCUCCUCUGUGCAUAAGAUCCGAUCUAUCAUGGACAAAUAUCAGGAGCAAGGUCAAUUACUGGAGCCUUACCUCGAGAGUAUGGUUUCACCCCUAAUGUCCAUUGUCCGUUCAAAAGCUGUCGAACGAGCUGCUGCCUCGGAAGAGAUUCUUGAAGUAAUUAAGCCUGUGUGUAUCAUAAUAUAUUCUCUGGUGACAGUCUGUGGCUACAAGGCUGUUGUCAAGUUCUUCCCUCAUCAGGUUUCUGACCUGGAACUUGCAGUAUCUCUCCUGGAGAAAUGCCAUAAUACACAAGCUGGAACAUCAUUACGACAAGAAAGUACUGGAGAGAUGGAGGCAAAGUGUGUGAUACUAUUGUGGCUCUACAUUCUUGUAUUGAUCCCUUUUGAUAUAGCUUCUAUGGAUACUAGUGCUGGGAAUAAUAACUAUGCUGGAGGUGAUGAGCCACCUCCACUUGUUCUAAAAAUUCUGGAAAUCUCUAAAGACUACCUUUCAAAUGCGGGUCCUAUGCGAACCAUAUCCGGUUUGCUGCUCUCAAGGCUUCUUACACGCCCAGAUAUGACAAAGGCUUUUACCAGCUUUGUGGACUGGACGCAUGAAGUUAUGUCAUGUAUGUCAAAUGAUGUAGUCAAUCACUUCCAGCUAUUGGGUGCAGUUGAAGCACUAGGUGCUAUGUUCAAGAAUGGAAGCCCGAAAGUGUUGGUUAGUGUGAUUCCUGGUGUUUGGAAUGACACAUCAGCUCUGAUGAAGUCCAACACUGCAGCGCGUAGUCCUUUACUUCGCAAGUAUCUUGUGAAGCUAACGCAAAGGAUUGGGAUGAUAUGUCUCCCUCCACGUCAUCAGUCAUGGCGAUAUGUGGGUAGAACCAGCACGCUUGGAGGGAAUAUUACUGCUGAUAGAAUUGAAACGAACCGAUACAAUAACUAUAGAAACAAUGAUCUAUCGAAUUUCUACCAAGAGCCGGACUGUCAUGAUGAAGAAGACAUGGAUGUCCCUGAUAUAGUAGAAGAGAUAAUUGAAUUACUGCUGUCAGGGCUGCGUGAUACGGAUACUGUUGUGCGUUGGUCUGCUGCAAAAGGUAUUGGUCGUGUUACUUCACGGUUAACUUACUUGCUUUCCGAUGAAAUCCUUUCAUCUGUCCUGGAGCUCUUUUCACCUAGCGAGGGCGAUGGUUCAUGGCAUGGUGGCUGUUUGGCGCUGGCUGAAUUGGCACGUAGAGGAUUGCUGUUACCUAUUAGUUUUCACAAAGUUAUUCCUGUCGUUAUAAAGGCAUUACAUUAUGACAUUCGAAGAGGUCCACAUAGCAUUGGAUCCCAUGUACGUGAUGCUGCUGCUUAUGUUUGUUGGGCAUUUGGCCGUGCAUAUUGCCAUGCAGAUAUGAAAAGCAUACUCCAACAGCUUGCUCCACACCUUCUCACUGUGGCCUGCUAUGACCGUGAGGUAAAUUGUAGAAGAGCAGCUGCUGCUGCUUUUCAAGAGAAUGUUGGACGACAAGGAAAUUAUCCUCACGGUAUCGAUAUAGUGAAUACAGCUGAUUACUUUGCACUUUCUUCACGUACAAACUCCUAUCUUCACGUUGCUGUCUGCAUUGCUCAAUAUGAUGGCUAUCUUUAUACUUUUGUUGAUGAGCUUCUGAACAACAAAAUCUGUCACUGGGAUAAGAGUUUGAGAGAGCUUGCUGCAAAUGCCCUUUCUUCUCUUGCUAAGUAUGAUCUUGGACAUUUUUCUAGUACCGUUGUGGGAAAAUUAUUGCCUUGCACAUUGUCUUCUGAUUUGUGCAUGCGUCAUGGUGCAACUUUAGCUAUUGGGGAGGUUAUAUUGGCUCUACAUGAACGUGAAUAUGUUCUUCUCCCAGAUCUGCAGAAUCAAGUUGCUGGUGUGGUUCUUGCAAUUGAGAAAGCACGACUAUAUCGUGGAAAGGGAGGAGAAAUAAUGCGUUCUGCUGUUUCCCGUUUCAUUGAAUGUAUUUCAUCAGCUCGGGUCCAAUUGACAGACAAAAUAAAACGGAGUCUGCUUGAUACGCUCCAUGAGAAUCUGAGACAUCCUAAUUCUCAGAUACAGGGUGCUGCUGUUGCAGCCUUAAAGAGCUUCAUUCCUGCUUACAUUGUGCCUUUGGAAAGUAAAGGCUUCAAUGCUAUUACAUUAAGAUACCUUGAGCAAUUGACUGAUCCUAAUGUGGCAGCUAGACGAGGAUCUGCACUUGCGCUUGGUGUUUUGCCAUUUAAGUUUCUAUGUGUAGGAUGGAAGGAUAUACUUCGUAAGCUUUGUGCUGCUUGUGAAAUUGAGGAUAACCCUGAAGAAAGAGAUGUUGAAUCACGGGUAAAUGCUGUCAAAGGACUUGUAUCUGUGUGUGAAAUUUUAACCAAGACACAAGAUCAUUCUCAUCUAUUAUCUGCAGAAGAAUGCAUAUCUCUGUAUGUUCUUAUAAAGAAUGAGGUUAUGCAGACUUUAUUUAAAGCUUUGGAUGAUUACUCUAAAGAUAACAGAGGUGAUGUUGGUUCUUGGGUUCGUGAGACUGCCUUAGAUGGCCUUGAGAGAUGCACAUAUAUUCUAUGCAAAAGAGGACUCAAGGGCUUCUCAAGCAAGUCAGAACAAAUGGAACUUGGAUCUGUUCCUCAGUUGGACGAGACAGAUGUUACAAACCAGAUGAAUUUUCUUUUUGAUGAAAAUAUGGCAACCCAUUUAGUUGGAAAUAUUGUUAAACAAGCAGUGGAGAAGAUGGAUAAAUUAAGAGAGUUAGCUGCAAAGGUUCUUCAAAGAAUUUUGCAUAAUAAAUCAAUUUCUGUACCAUUUAUUCCCCAUCGAGAGAGACUAGAGCAAAUAGUGCCUGACGAUGCAGAUCUGAAAUGGGGGGUACCUACUUUUUCAUAUCCUAGGUUUCUUCAGUUACUUGGUAUCAGUUGCUAUAGCAAAUAUGUGAUAUCGGGGUUGGUUAUUUCCAUUGGUGGCUUGCAAGAUUCAUUGAGAAAGCCAUCACUCAAUGCUUUGCUUGAAUUUCUUCAGUCAACUGAUGAAAAUGUAAAUGAUUCUAAAGAGUACAAUCUUUCCAAUGACAUUCUUUGGGUUCUUCAGAAAUACCAAAGGUGUGACAGAGUUGUGGAACCCACUUUGAAGACUAUUGAGAACCUAUUCAGCAAAAAGAUUUUCUUAAAUAUGGAGGCGCAGACUGCAGUGUUUUGUGUUGGAGUUUUAGAAGCUCUUAAUAUAGAGUUGAAAGGAUCAAAAGACUUCAGUAAGCUGUAUGCUGGAAUUGCAAUACUUGGAUAUAUUUCAUCAGUACCUGAACAGAUCAAUAUCCAGGCAUUCACUCAUUUACUAACUUUCCUCACCCAUCGAUUUCCAAAGGUUAGGAAGGCCGCUGCUGAACAAGUUUAUCUUGUGCUCCAACAAAAUGACGUUCUUGUGCCAGAAGACAAGCUAGAGAAAGCACUUGAGAUUAUCUCUGAAACUUGCUGGGACGGUGAUCUUGCUGAAGCUAAAGAGAAGCGUUUAGAGCUCUGUGCCACGUGCAACCUAGAUGGUGGAACAUUUUUGAAAGUAGAUGUUGGAACAUCCCGCAGAGUUGUUGAACAGGCACCUACCGGUGAUGAAAAUGCAGCAUACUCUUCACUUGUUGGAUCAGCUGGGUUUUAGUUCCUUGUCAGAUGCAUUUAAGAAUCAGAAUCUUGUGCUAUCACAGAGUUGGUUGCCACUGCUCCGGAUUCCACCCCACCCCUUUUUGGCUGUGUUGUUCUAAAUCACUUCCGGGGAACAAAGAGUUCUUCUAGGGUUGGUUUGUAACAUUAUUGCAAAUUGCUGAAAUGUUGUGUUUCACUAAUUAGGUAAUAUGGUGAUUGCCGUGUUUUCAAGUGCGGUGUAUUCCUACUCUGUCACACCCGAGUUUCGAAUGUACAAAUGAUUCAUUUGGAUUGUC